AUGACGCCCUUCGUAAGGGCACUUCCUGCGACCCGUCGUGGUCUCCGCUCCGUCUCCAUUCCUCUCCUGCGACCGCUGCCCAUCGCCGUGUCCCGACCGCCAUCCUACAAUCCUUCCUCGCGCUGUCGACGUCUAUCUGUAUCGAUCCCCCUCGCCGUAUCGAGGCGAAAUGCCGACUUCAACUCGGGUUUCAACAGUACCUAUGACCCGUCAGUCGAUCCGGGGCGUGGCCCCAUGUUCAACAAGGCCAGCUUCGGCGUCCCGCAGUUCUACCCACGGGACCUGAAGAAGCGUGUGGACGACUAUGUUGUUGGCCAGGACCGAGCGAAGAAGACAAUCUGUGCGACCAUAUUCAAUCAUUACCAGAACCUACGAAGGCGACAUCAACAUGAACAUGAGGAUAGGAAUCGGCGUGACAAGAUGAUGCGUCAGAGGUUUGCUAGAGACAGGGAGCUGCAUCAGAAACGCCGCGAGAUGCACCCCGUCGAAGGUCAGCGUGUGCAUGGUCCUAUGCCUGAGCGCAGAGACACUGAUGCUCUACAAGAUGAGUUCCCGGGCCACAAUGAGUCGGUUCGUGGUCUUCAUGACAAUCACGAGUAUGACGAGGAUCCCAUGGAUCAUCUCUAUGCUGCCGAGGACCUCAGCAUCCCCGAGCAUGUCAAGAUCGACAAGAGUAAUCUUCUCUUGAUAGGUCCAACUGGUGUUGGUAAGACCUAUAUCCUAGAAACACUUAGCAAAAAGAUCAAUGUUCCCUUCUCUAUCUGCGACUGUAACUCCUUUACACAAGCUGGAUAUAUCGGACAAGACGUCGAGACCUGUAUCGAGCGACUCCUCAUCGAAGCCAACUAUGACAUCAAGGCGACAGAGCACGGCAUUGUUGUUCUGGACGAAUUCGACAAGAUAGCGAGACGCGAGACUACAACCGGUCGAGAUGUUGGGGGCGAAGGAGUCCAGCAGGCGCUGUUGAAGCUUGUUGAAGGAACCAAGGUCACCAUCAAUGUUAAGGACAAUCGCUCUUCUCGGUCAACACCACCCAUUACAACCAACUAUAAUGCAUCCGGGCCCUCUUCCUCUGCCCCUCAGGCAGCCCCGCCCGGUGGCAAAGUCGACCAGUAUACCAUUGAUACAACAAACAUCCUCUUUGUAUUCUGCGGCGCCUUUGUUGGAUUGGACAAGGCUGUUUUAAGGAGAGUCGCGAGGCCGUCCAUGGGUUUUGGAGGAGAGCUCCGUGGCCGCUCAACCAUGUCUGGGAGCAAGCAGGUUCUCCCGGCUGAGACAUACACUCACCUCCCUCAUCACAACCCCCAAUCGGCUCCUACUUUUACCCCACUCGAUCUCACCACUCCGGCCGACCUCCAAAGCUUUGGCUUCAUUCCAGAGCUGAUUGGACGACUACACAACAUCUGUGCUCUUAGUCCUCUGUCCAAGGAUGACCUCUUCCGCAUCUUGACUGAGCCCAAGAAUAGUCUCGUUGCCCAGUACACAGCUCUCUUUGAGACAUACCCUUCUCGGCUAUUCUUUACAGAGAAGGCCCUGUAUGCAAUUGCUGAAAGGGCUGCUGCUUCAGAAACGGGUGCUCGAGGACUCAAGAUGGAGAUGGAACGGGUUUUGGCAGAGCCCAUGUUUGACGCCCCUAUGCCCUACGUACUUAUCACCGAGGCGAGCGUCAAGGGAACGGAGAAACCAGCAUACUGGGGCAAGGACGGCAGAUUUGAAGUGGACAGGAAGAUGGAAGAGGAAGAGUUGAACCCCAAGACGCAGCCAAGUGAUACCUUUGAGAGAUACCGGGAAGCUGGGCAGAGUGGGGGAUAA
Molecule: messenger RNA, 1812 nt
Organism: Fusarium vanettenii 77-13-4
Lineage: Eukaryota; Fungi; Ascomycota; Sordariomycetes; Hypocreales; Nectriaceae
Exons: 2
Coding region: 1-1812 (603 amino acids)
Biological process (GO): proteolysis; protein catabolic process
Cellular component (GO): mitochondrial matrix
Molecular function (GO): ATP binding; ATP hydrolysis activity
Source: RefSeq, a predicted model, not a curated record